This is a messenger RNA of Lepus europaeus (European hare), 5480 nucleotides long. It is a transcript of the gene AASDH, whose product is annotated as aminoadipate-semialdehyde dehydrogenase. The record is from RefSeq and is a predicted model, not a curated record. NCBI's taxonomy places the organism in Eukaryota, Metazoa, Chordata, Mammalia, Lagomorpha, Leporidae. Gene Ontology annotation, molecular function: protein binding. The transcript has 19 exons. Gene Ontology annotation, biological process: amino acid activation for nonribosomal peptide biosynthetic process. Bases 412 to 3705 code for a protein of 1097 amino acids.
CGCUGAGACCCUGAGCGAGUCGCGGCGGGGUGUGGUGUCCGGCCAGGGCUGUGUGCGUCGGAGGACGCGUGGGCGAGACCUAAGCCGGCUGCUGCGCAGGCUCGCUCGGGGUCGCGGGCGCUGCGGGCGCUUGUGUGCGGGUCACCUGGCUCCCGCGCUCAGGGGCAAGUACACCUGCUCCCCCGGACGGUGGUGGGAAACGCGGUGGCACGAAGUCCGUUAAGUAGCAGCUGGUGUUUGAAGUGACUGCAUCAGAUUCAUUUUUGGCCUCCUUCGUCUCCGCAGAGUUAUGCACGUUUCUCAAGUUCACAGACUGUUCAGUUCCUUGUCUUUGAUGGUUAAUUUUGUGAGGAGUGACUACAGAGAAGCUUCCUCCCGAUGUUUCUGUUCGUACAUAGUUCUCUGCUGUAGAUGAACGGUGUCUACACGCACGUUCGUGAAAUGACUCUUCAGGAGCUGGUGCACCAGGCCGCCUCCCUCUAUUCGGACAGAAUAGCUGUGUGUUUUGAUGAAUGCAACAACCAGCCUCCAGUUUACUACUCCUAUAAGACUGUGGUUACUGCUGCCUCCGAAUUAUCCGGUUUCCUGCAGUUACACUGUGACUUUGAUGGAAUUCGGGAAAUUGGUCUCUACUGCCAGCCGGGAAUAAACGUGCCCUCUUGGAUUUUAGGAAUUCUCCAGGUGCCUGCUGCUUAUGCUCCGAUUGAUCCAGACUCGCCUCCAUCAUUGUCAGCUUAUCUUAUGGAAAAAUGUAACCUAAAGUAUAUCCUUGUUGAGAAAAAGCAAAUUAAUAAAUUCAGGUCUUCCCAUGAAGCACUAUUGAACCAUGGCACGGUUACAGCUGAACAUAAUGACCUGGUACUCUUCAGACUUCACUGGAAAAAUGUUGAGGUGAACUUGAUGCUGAGUGAUAGAAAAGAGAAACACAAAAGUGAGAACAGCAAAGAAGAAGAACACGUGGACAUGAGACAAGAGCGUUGCUUAGCCUAUGUUCUACACACUUCCGGGACUACAGGGACACCCAAGAUUGUCAGAGUGCCCCAUGCGUGUAUACUACCAAACAUCCAGCAUUUUCGGUUACUUUUUGAUGUCACAAAAGAAGAUGUUUUGUUUCUGGCUUCGCCUCUGACCUUCGAUCCUUCUGUUGUGGAGAUAUUUGUUGCGCUCUCCAGCGGCGCCUCUCUGCUUGUCGUGCCAGCUUCCGUCAAAGUGCACCCAUCCAGACUAGCAGCCGUGCUCUUUUCCCGUCACAGAGUGACUGUUCUGCAGGCCACUCCAACGUUGCUCAGAAGGUUUGGAUCUCCGCUCAUCGAGUCGGUGGUUUUGUCGGCCAGUACUUCUCUCCGAGUGUUAGCGCUGGGCGGUGAACCGUUUCCCUCCCUGACUGUCCUCAGGAGCUGGAGAGGAGAAGGCAACCGAACACAGAUCUAUAACAUUUACGGUGUCACGGAGGUAUCGAGUUGGGCAACCUUUCACAGGAUUCCAGAGAAGAUUCUUAACUCCACUUCAAAAUGGGAAUGGCCUGUGCCGCUGGGAUUGCCACUGCUGGGAACAGUGGUCGAAGUCAGAGAUGCCAGUGGUCUCACGGUUCACGAAGGAGAUGGCCAAGUAUUUUUAGGUGGCAGAAACAGGGUGUGUCUUCUUGAUGAUGAAAUGACAGUACCACUUGGCACAAUGAGAGCCACAGGAGACUUUGUGACUGUGAAAGAUGGAGAGAUAUUUUUCUUGGGACGAAAGGAUGGUCAGAUCAAACGUCAUGGCAAACGUCUUAACAUUGAACUUGUACAACAGGCUGCUGAAGAACUUCAGCAGGUGGAGUCUUGUGCAGUUACGUGGUACAAUCAGGAAAAACUGAUUCUCUUCGUGGUGUCCAAGGAUGCUUUGGUAAAGGAUCGCAUCUUUAAAGAAUUGCAGCAACGUCUUCCAAGUCACGCCGUCCCGGAUGAGCUCGUGUCGAUUGGCUCGCUGCCGUUUACGUCCCAUGGCAAAGUUGAUGUUUCUGAGUUAAACAAGAUAUAUUUAAACUCCAUAAACUUGAAGCCUAAGGAUAAACUCAGUGGAAAAGAAGAUCUUUGGGAAAAAUUACAGUGUUUGUGGAAGUCUGUUCUGAGCGUCUCAGAAGAUCUUCUGCGGGUUCCUGAUGAGUCGCGCUUCUUAAAUAGUGGCGGCGACUCCCUGAAGUCCAUCCGGCUCCUCAGUGAGCUUGAACAACUCGUUGGGUCCCCGGUGCCUGGGCUACUGGAAGUCAUCCUCAGCGGGUCCAUUUUGGAGAUUUACCAUCACGUCCUGCAAACAGUGUUUCCCGAUGAGGACCUGACGGCACUCAGCAAGAGCUGCACCCCAAAAAGGAAGCUCCGUGACGCGGAUCUGGAGGAAGGCUCUGGAGAGCCUCCGCGUCAGCAGUGUGCCUCGCCUUCAGACGGCGGUGACCGGGGCGCUGCCUGCAUGGCACUGAGCCGAGGGAGGCAGGUUCUGUGCCUGAACAUGACUGGGUCUGUCCCAGAGCGAGGGCCUUGCCCUUCAGCCUGUUACGAGUCAGUUUCUCAGACUCACAUUCAGAUGUCGAAGAACUCGGACCUCCCAGCUCUAGAUGAGACGCCCAGAGAUCCUUCCUGUGCUGCAGGUGUUUCUGGAGAAGGGCAGCCUGUGCGAGGGGCGGAGAAGGUGGAGCUCCCUGUGAGGUGGAGGGCCGACACGGGCAAGUGUGUGGACGCGUCGCCUCUGGUUGUGAUCGCAGCUGCUCCUGGGUCCCCCGCGACCGUGUACAUUGGGUCCCAUUCCUGUAGAAUGACGGCACUGGACCUGUACUCUGGGCAGGUGAAAUGGGAACAGGUUCUAGGAGAUCGAAUCGAGUCCUCGGCGUGCGUGUCUAAGUGUGGAAACUUUAUUAUAGUGGGCUGUUACGACGGAUUGGUGUAUGUUCUGGAAAGUAAUAGUGGAGAAAAACACUGGACGUUUACUACCGGGGAUGCUGUCAAAAGCUCUGCAGCCGUGGAUCCGUCCUCGGGGCUCCUCUACAUCGGCUCGCAUGACCAGCAUGCGUACGCUGUAGAUAUUUACAAGAAGAAGUGUGUCUGGAAGUUGAAAUGUGGAGGCGCCAUCUUUUCCUCUCCCUGCUUGAGCCUGCUGCCAUAUCACGUGUAUUUUGCCACACUGGGAGGACAUUUGUUGGCUGUAAAUCCUGCUACUGGGAACACAGUUUGGAAGCACGGCUGUGGAAAACCUCUCUUCUCUUCUCCCCGGUGCUGCCUGCAGUACGUCUGCAUCGGCUGUGUGGACGGGCGUCUUCUCUGCUUCACCCACGCCGGCGAGCAGGUUUGGCAGUUCUCUGCCAGUGGCCCGAUCUUCUCGUCGCCAUGCACCUCCACGUCAGAGCAAGAAGUAUUUUUUGGUUCCCAUGACAGUUGUGUCUACUGUUGCAGUACGAGAGGUAACCUCCGAUGGAAAUUUGAAACCACCGCGAGGGUGUACGCCACACCGUUUGCUUUCCGGCAUCACAGUCGCAGCAGUGCAGCGUUGCUGGCGGCAGCGUCUACUGAUGGGAAGCUGUGGAUCCUGGAAUCUGAGAGUGGGCAGUUGCAAGAUGUGUAUGAACUUCCUGGAGAAGUCUUCUCCUCGCCUGUGGUCUGGGAGUCGAUGCUCGUCAUUGGGUGUAGAAACGAUUACGUGUAUUGUCUGGACUUACUGGGUGGCAGUCACAGAUGACGGAGCACAAUCCCUACUAGUUCAUACCUGUGAGAUGUCUGAAAACGUUUUGCCAUUCUAGAGCGUGAGCAACCAGAGCCUACAGAAAGAGUUGGAGUUUGCAUUACAACAACACAGCAUCACUGCAGAAGGAGAGAAAGGUCUUCCUUCCAUUGGUUCACCCCCUAAAUGGCCAUCACGGCUGGUGCUGCACUGAUCUGAAGCCAGGAGCCAGGUGCUUCUCCUGGUCUCCCAUGUGGGUGCAGGGCCCAAGGACUUGGGCCAUCCUCCACUGCCUUCCCUGGCCACAGCAGAGAGCUGGACUGGAAGAGGAGCAACCGGGACAGAAUCCGGCGCCCCAACUGGGACUAGAACCCAGAGUACCGGCACUGCAGGCGGAGGAUUAGCCUAAUCAGUGCUUCCCAGGCCUUCCUGUCCAUACUUGCCACUUGGAGCUGUUGCCAUCCCACUGAGCUGGCCUGGGAGGAGGGCGCCCUGCUGAGCCACGCUGGAGCCUGAGGCAAAAGGAAAAGUCGUGACACUGUCCAAGGCAGACAGGAUGGAUGUGAUGAGCUACAGAGCACUGUGUGUGGGGCUCUGUGUGGAGAGUCCCAUUAAACGAAAUGGUGAGGCAAUCCUGGAGCUGACGAAUGCCAAAAUGAGAAAUGAAUUCCGCUGCGGGCCAUGUGCAGCACAAUAGGAACUGCUUCCCACUGCACUGAAGGAAAAGACCAAACCUUGCUAACAGUCUGCAGGUCCAGUGGCUGUGCCUUAAGCCCGGCGUGCAGAGCGCAGCUGUCCCCGACAGCACGGGGCAGCUGCUUCUCGGAUGAACGUGCUUGCCAUGUGGGGACCCUGCUGCCAUCCUUUGAGGUAAAUGAUGGAAGGCGGCACGCUGCAUAAAGCAAGCAGUAAUGGAUACUAAGCGAAGGUGUUCUUGUAGAGGAGAAAGGACGCGAUUCCCUCCGCACUGGGCACAGGAUACGUACCUGACUGUGGAGUAAGGAUCUAAGAACCGGAGACGGCCAACCCUGUGAAGUACACAGCACCAGCAAUGUGUUGGGGUGGAGGGUGCCGCUGGGAUUGUUUCCAGUAAAGCAAAUCCGGGAAAGUACCUGCGUGUGGCUUUUAACCUGCCAGGUCCCUUCUUGGUAUGCUCGUGUGUGAUGAUAGCAAGGCCACUUAAAACUCCGAUGUUCUUAAAGGUAGCCGGGUGAAUGCUCUAAAUUAUAAAUGCUGCUGACACUUGAUCCUACGGAUGAAUUAUUAUAGUCAAGAACAAAGCUUCCGCUGAAGUCCUUAGCUCCAAGGCUCCUUGUUGCUGGGAUCUUCGGAGAGACCGUGAAGCCAAUGGCUGGCCCUGUCCUGUGACAGAUGGCUGGUUUGCAGGGUGGGUCCAGCAUUUUUCCUGCUUUGAGUGACUGCGCUCCCCUCCCCUCACUGCAGAGUCUGACAGGGCUCGCACCAGACUUCGCCUUGGGGAUCUGGGCUGGGACGGAGCCUCCCACCUUGGGAACCAGUGCACAGGAGCGGGUUCCCGGAGAGGGGCCGAGAGCUUGCAGCCACCUUCAGUGCGCCUUCCUGGGAGCCGCGGGGCCAGAGGCUUCGGGAGUCCUCGAAGAGGGUGUGAAGGGCUGCGGCUCCGUGUGUGGGCAGCGUCCGCGAGGGGGACGGGGGCACGGAGCCGGGCAGGCCGGUCCUGCGAGUCCCAGUGACUGCAUCCAGGAGCACGGGCCUUCCCGUGUCUACACACGGGGCGGCACCCCGAGACCAGGGCCGGCUAAGUGGGGGACAAC